Oryza brachyantha (malo sina) is the source of this 1811-nucleotide messenger RNA. RefSeq names its product transcription factor BHLH3-like. Gene Ontology annotation, molecular function: DNA-binding transcription factor activity; sequence-specific DNA binding; protein dimerization activity. Gene Ontology annotation, biological process: regulation of DNA-templated transcription. Gene Ontology annotation, cellular component: nucleus. NCBI's taxonomy places the organism in Eukaryota, Viridiplantae, Streptophyta, Magnoliopsida, Poales, Poaceae. The record is from RefSeq and is a predicted model, not a curated record. The transcript is spliced from 4 exons. Bases 172 to 1278 code for a protein of 368 amino acids.
UUCCAAUCUUCCAUAUUCCCCCAGUCCCCACUACUGCUCAUCAUUCGAUUAUUCUUGCCUAUCCAAUAAUCCAUCCACUGCCACAAUUUGGAGCUACCCAGCUAGCUAGCUAGCUCGAUCGAUCGUCUUCAUCCGAGCGAGCGUGAGAAGGCGAGCUAGCUUGCUGGCGUAAUGGAGCUCAUGGACGACGACGGCUCGUCCUCCUUCCUGGAGGAGCUCAUGGCGCCGCUGCGGGGCGGGGCGACGCCGACGCCGGAAGAUCUGUGGCAGGCGUACGCCAUGGGCCCGAUGUGCGGCGGCGUGGGAGGCGACGUCAUGCUCGGCGACCAGCUGCUCGUCGGAGGCGGCGACGCGAGGACCGCGCAGGCCUCGCCGCCGUCGUUAUUCCCGCCACUGCUCGUGGCUUUGGACCCUCCUCCUCCUUGCCCGCCUCUGCGCGAGGACAUCGGCUUUGAGUUUGAUUGCCUGGGUGAAGUCUGCAACCCGUACAAGAGAGGCGGCGCUGCCCGUGUCGACGUCGACGGCGCUCGUGAGUUGGUGGUGACCAUGGAUCCGGCGGCGGAGGAGAGAUGCCAGGAGCGACGCGGUGGUGGCGGCGAUGCGAGUGGCGAGCCGCCCGUGUUCGUGUUCGGCGGCGGCGGCGCCGGCGCGGCGGAGGCGCGCUCCGAGACGACGAGUACUGGCGGCGCCGCGGGGAGCGUCCGCCCAAGGAGCUGCAGGCCGCCGCAACCCGGCGCGCCGUCCAAGAACCUCAUGGCGGAGCGGCGGCGCCGGAAGCGGCUCAACGACCGGCUCUCCAUGCUACGCUCCGUCGUGCCCAGGAUCAGCAAGAUGGACAGGACAUCGAUUCUCGGCGACACCAUCGGCUACAUGAACGAGCUGAUGGAUCGGAUCAAGGCCCUCCAAGACGAGGCCGCCUCCUCCCCGGAGGAUCUCUCGACGCUGAACACGCUCAGGCCUCCUCCGUCGUCGUCCAGCUCUGGCGACGAGACACCCAUCAGGAACUCGACAAGGUUCGACGUGGAGAGGAAGGAGAACGGCAGCAUGAGGAUCGAGAUGGCCUGCGCGGCGAUCCCGGAGCUGCUGCCGUCGACGCUCGCCGCGCUGGAGGCGCUGGGCGUGGAGAUCGAGCAGUGCGUGGUCAGCUGCUUCGAUGACUUCGCCAUGCAAGCCUCCUGCCUACAGGAUGACGAGAAGAGGGAGAUGAGAGGCGAUACAGAAGAGAUCAAGCAGACAUUGUUCAAGAGUGCAGGCUAUGGAGCUGGCUGUCUUAUAUGAACCUGCAAAAGCAAAUAUAGGCUAUGAACUAGUUCUGCCAGAUCCCUAGAUCGUUGAGAUUAUUAGUUGUUGUCAGCUUGCAUGUGAUAUGAUGAUCAUCCAUUCUUCUUGCAUGUUUUACUGGAGCAGUAAGAACACAUAGCAGUACUUUGUGGCAUCUAUUGAUGCAGUUCAUCAUGUUUUUUCCCAUUAGCACUAGUUGGUAUUUAUGGUGAUCAGAAUAAACAUUGGUAUCUUGUUACAACUUAAGUAUUCCCCUCCUUGGGUAUACAGAGGAACCAACGAGGCAGGGAUUUACAAAAUUUUUACACAACUAUUUGCAAUGCAUGCAUAAACCUAGCUGCAUGCACACCAUGGAUUCACAUCCUCUACAAUAAUAAUAGUUCUAUUAUAGAGAUUGAUGUGAGCUCAUGAGAAAGUGAUUGUAAUAAUAUUAUCACAAUGGUAGAGGGUGGAAGGCCACACCCCAGGGAUUGCACCUAAGCUAAGUGUAAAAACUAUUACCUCCGUUUCAUAAUACAAGAUGUUUGACU